Molecule: messenger RNA, 3609 nt
Organism: Penicillium daleae
Lineage: Eukaryota; Fungi; Ascomycota; Eurotiomycetes; Eurotiales; Aspergillaceae
Product: putative inositol polyphosphate phosphatase
Exons: 6
Coding region: 1-3609 (1202 amino acids)
Biological process (GO): phosphatidylinositol dephosphorylation
Molecular function (GO): phosphatidylinositol-4,5-bisphosphate 5-phosphatase activity; protein binding
Source: RefSeq, a predicted model, not a curated record
AUGGAGGGAAACGACAGGGAACAGGAGAAUACUGAUGACGCUCCCAUUAGACCUGUCUCCUCUUUGCUCUCGCACUUUGAGAAUCUCUCGCAUAAUCAACCUCGAGCGUCGUCUGCAUUUGGUACUAGCCCACACGACUCCUCUAGUCGCUUCCUCAGGACCCCCGAACCCGGCGACGAGCCCCGAUCUAGUCGCGCCUCCUUGGACUUGCCUCGGCCAUGCUCCCCAUGGACUACGACAGGCGAUGAUAGACCAAGCCGUGAGAAUGGACAGAACAAUGGCGAUCAGUUGCGCGCACGCGGAUCCCCCGGAGGUCGAUAUGGCCGGCCCAUUUCGAUGAGCAUCCACCACUCCUCGCCACAGCUGCCGCCUACCUUGACCGUGCACUCCCCCAAGUCGCCGCCGCGGAGCUUGGAGCGCGAACGUCGUUCACCUCCUCAGGAUGAUCGUCGUAUAUCUCGAAGCUCGAUCUAUCUCCCUCGGGAGUCGGUGUCGGCAGGGGUCUCGCCUGCGCCCAGGGCUCGUCCGGUGACGCCGCAGUUCGAAUCGUCGGUGCCUGCAGGGGAGCCAAUGGAGCGGCUGUCGCCGGGUAUGACCACGGCGAAUGGGCGUAGUAGCCCCGCAGACCGGAAGCUGAAGAGUGCAUCAUUGCCUCCACCAGCAAACCGGGCUGAGAAGCCGAAGAUUCCUGCUAAGCCGGCGAUGCUCUCGCACCAAGACGCUGGUAGUCUAGCUCCCCGGCAGGAUAGACCGUCAGUGGAUGAUCAUGUGUCGCCGUUUAGCACUCCCCCAGGUAGCCCGGAAAAGGCCCCGAUCAAGCCGAUGUCUACUGGAAAGCUUCCUCCUAAACCACCUGGCCGGCCUACGACGGAACCACCCAGCCGGCGCUCUUUCGAUGAACGGCCGCCAGGAUUAUCAGCCCCUGCAAGGCAGGAUCCUAGGGAUCUCGGAUUCUCCAGGAAUCGACCAGCUCUUGAACCUUCUCGAGCUACCAAGCCCUUGUCGGUACAAAUCCCGCCUUCAUCCCCUGGCUUCAUUGACCCUGCGUCAACGGCUCCGCCACUUUUUGCUCAGAGACUCCGAGCCAGUGACAGUUCUUAUGACCCCCCAGGACUUCCUCCAAGAUCAGCGUCUACGGCAAUGCGUCGAAGUGGAUUUUCCCCCGCUAGAGACUCUUCACAAACGGUGGACACGCCUGCUCAAAUGACACCUCUCGGCCGGUCUGCUCCUUCCUUCCCGCCCAUCAGUAAGGAAAGUCAGCCUUUGCGUCAGAUUGCGCGACAACAAUCACUACCACGCGAGUCGCGCAUGCCAUCGUACCCGGAGCGGCGUGUGGUUCGAACGGAUACGGAAGAGGAGGAGUCAAUGGCUGACGAGGGCCAAGUAUCAAGGACGGACUAUCCUGAUGCAUCGCAGGCAAAUCGUCGACCUCCUCUCUUCAAAACAGGACCAAGCGAGAUCCACACCAGGUACGACACUCGGCUGCUUGCCGUGUGUGGUAAGUAUGUCUGUACGACUGGAUAUUUGACGCGCGUUUGGGAUCUUACGACAGGAGAGCAAGUCAUGAGUCUUAGUCAUGGUGAGACGGUGAAAAGCUUGUCUCUAGCUUUUAAGCCAGGUACCGCCCUUGAAGAUGAGGGACAGCGCAUUUGGCUUGGGACCAGUGCAGGUGAACUUCACGAAGUUGAUAUUUUGACCAACGCGAUUGUGGCUACUCGGUCGUAUCCGUCUCGUCGUGAAGUCAUCCAGAUUCUGCGCCACAAGAAAGAAAUUUGGACACUGGAUGAUGAAGGGCGGCUGCUAGUAUGGCCGCCAGAUGAGACUGGUACACCUAAUAUGCAGUAUAGCUAUUACAGCCCUCAUGAGCGUGUUGCACGAGGUCACACAUUCUCCAUGGUCGUGGAUGACAAGUUAUGGCUUGCAUCUGGCAAAGAUGUCUACAUAUACCGUCCAAACUCCCGGGAAGAUUCCGCAUUCAAAGUUCUCAAGCGGCCACUGGGACAACAGCAUUCCGGGGAUGUGACGUCUGGCACUUAUACCACCCAAGACGGGGGCCGUGUAUACCUAGGACACGCGGACGGCAAAGUCACCGUAUAUUCCUCAACGGACUACUCCUGCUUGGCGGUGGUGAAUGUGAGUGUUUACAAGAUCAACUGUCUCGGCAUGGUGGGAGACUACCUUUGGGCAGCGUAUAAAACGGGCAUGAUCUACGUCUACGAUGUUAAGACCAAUCCUUGGACGGUGAAGAAAGAUUGGCGUGCCCAUGACAGUCCCGUUUGCGGCUUCGUGCUGGACACAAGUAGCGUGUGGACGAUGAAUCGGCUUCAGGUGACGUCUCUCGGAACGGAUAAUUGUAUUCGGCUUUGGGAUGGAAUGCUGGAGGAUGACUGGCUUGAAAACCGGAUGCAAACUAGAGAUAUUGAGUUCUGCAAGUUCCGUGAAAUUCGGACAGUCAUCGUUACUUGGAAUGCUGGGGCUUCGACGCCUGGUAGUGUUCGCACGUCGGAUUUCAUCCGAGAUGCUGUUCACCCAGAGGAUCCGCCUGAUAUCAUUGUUUUCGGGUUUCAAGAGUUGGUUGACCUUGAGAACAAGAAGAUUACUGCCAAGAGCUUGUUGCUUGGAAGCAAGAAGAAGGAUAAUGGUGAGAAGGAGCAUAUGAGUCGGCAGUAUCGGGUUUGGAUUGAUCAUCUCACCCGAACUCUUCACGAGUGCAUGCCUCUUGAGGAAUCCUACGUUCUUCUUCAUACUUCCAACAUGGUCGGGCUUUUCACUUGUGCCUUUGUGAAGCACAAGGAACGCCAUAAUAUCAGUAAUAUCAGCGCAUCGGAGAUCAAGCGGGGAAUGGGAGGAUUGCAUGGUAAUAAGGGUGCCUUGAUCUUCCGUUUCGUCCUCGAUGAUAGCUCGCUGUGCUUUGUCAACUGUCAUCUUGCGGCGGGCCAGACUCAGACUGCCCAUCGCAACAACGACAUUGCGGCCAUUCUCGAAGCAGAGACCUUACCGCCUGAAAGCAGCCUCACUACUCGCACCGCUCAGUUUGCUAGUGGCGGUGACGGUUCGAUGAUCAUGGAUCAUGAGAUCUGUAUCUUGAACGGCGAUUUGAAUUACCGUAUUGAUGCCAUCCCACGUAAUGUCAUCAUCGACGCCGUCCGUCAGAACAACCUCCCCAAACUUCUCGAACGCGAUCAACUGUUGGCUUCUCGACGGAAGAACCCAGGCUUCCGACUCCGCAGCUUCACCGAGGCGCCUAUCACUUUUGCGCCGACGUAUAAAUAUGAUGUCGGCACCGACCAGUACGAUACGAGCGAGAAGAAGCGCUCCCCCGCCUGGUGUGACCGCGUUCUCUACCGUGGCCUAGGCCGCGUCAAGCAGUUGGAGUAUCGUCGACAUGAAGUCCGUGCCUCCGAUCAUCGGCCGGUCAGUGCGACCUUCAAGGUUCGCGUUAAGACGGUUUUGCCGCAGGAACGCGCGGUGGCAUGGGAGGCGUGCCAGCAGGACUUUCAAAAUGAGAAGCGCCGGCUGGCUUCUGAGGCUAGCAUUGAGUAUCUUAUUACUGUCCUUGGCACCGAUCCCCGCCAGGCUCGUGGGUUGAUUCUUGGUCAGGGUCAAUAG